CCCGCAGCCAAAUUCUUUCUAGUCUGGAGAAAAGUAUGAUUUGUUUGGACAACUUUUUAGUGUUGUGUGUCUCACGGACUCUUGCAGUUCUCCGCCCCUCCUGACUCGCUGAUUCAGCUUGUGCUCCAGCGGAGUUCAUUGUGUGAUCGCAGGUCGAGAGGAUGAUGGCUGGAGUGUGUUGUUCAGUGAGUGUGCUGUUAUUGUGUCUGUCUGGAUUCUUGAGCACAGCAGACGCAGCUCCAGGACGAAACUGCACAGUGGUGGGUCACUGUCCGGCCAAGCUGACGGUUGUGCCGUCCAGUCGGGGAUGUGUUUCUGAUAAAGACUGCUCUGGAGGACACAAGUGCUGUGUCUUUGACUGCGGGGCUGUGUGUGUGCCGCCUGCUUUCACAAAGCCAGGAGUGUGUCCACGCAGAAAAUUUGGAGCAGGAAUGUGUGCUGAAUUCUGUGUCAAUGACAGUGACUGUCCGAACAAUGAGAAAUGCUGCAGCAAUGGAUGUGGACAUGAAUGUACGGCUCCAUAUACAGUGAAGCCUGGUCGAUGUGCCCUACCGAAGGGGACUCCAAUGUGUGCAGAAUACUGUUACCAUGAUGGCCAGUGUCCUGCUGAACAGAAAUGUUGCCCAACCACCUGUGGUCAUGCAUGCAGUGAACCGUGCUGAUUCAACCAUUGGAAAGACUCAACGGGAAAAUGAUUUUGCAUAAUACACACUUGAGUUUUUUUGUACCAUUUAAUGCUUAAGUCUUCCCCAUUUAUAACCACCAAAUAAACCUCAUAGUUUCAGUAAA
This is a messenger RNA of Labeo rohita (rohu), 789 nucleotides long. RefSeq names its product WAP four-disulfide core domain 2 (gene wfdc2). Gene Ontology annotation, molecular function: peptidase inhibitor activity. The transcript is spliced from 5 exons. Gene Ontology annotation, biological process: innate immune response; antibacterial humoral response. Gene Ontology annotation, cellular component: extracellular region. The record is from RefSeq and is a predicted model, not a curated record. The coding region runs from base 162 to 662 and encodes 166 amino acids. Lineage: Eukaryota; Metazoa; Chordata; Actinopteri; Cypriniformes; Cyprinidae.